AUGGUAUUGGAUUCAGAUGGAGACGUAGUACUUGUGCUGGAUUUGAAGGAGCCUGUGUCUGAGGUCGUGGUUGAUGCUGAAUCAACUGAUUCUCCAGAGCAUGAAAUGUCUGCUGACGCACCAUCCGAGGAUGUGAUUGAUACUACAUCAGCUGACUCCCCAUUCAAGCCUUCAACCGUUAGCACCUCUCCGACAACUGAGCCAAAGAAGAUCCGCUUCGUGGUAUCGUCUAGACAUAUGAUGCUCGCCUCGCCUGUUUUCAAAGCCAUGUUACGAGGAAGCUUUCAGGAAGGUCUCAAGUUAAAAGAAGCUGGUAAAGUUGAGAUACCGCUCCCGGAUGAUGAUUGUGCUGCGUGGAACAUCUUACUCAAUAUAAUCCAUGGCCGGUACAUGGCCAUUCCACUCCAACUCAAAUUACAAGUAAUGACCCAAAUUGCUGUCUUGGUCGACAAGUAUAGAAUGCAUGAGGUUGUUUAUCUAUUUCUUCCAACUUGGAGGAAAGCAAUGGACUACCCGCCCACUCGCUGGGAAGAUAUAAUAAGUUGGAUUUGUAUAUCAUGGGUCUUCGAAUUGCGAGAAGAGUUUCGGGAACUCACUAAGAAGGUGCAACUAGACUGCGACAAAACUUUUGAGUCUACGAUUAAACUAAUCGACGCAUCUCGCCGCGAAGCAAUGGAAAAUGCUUUUAAUGUCCUUGAAAAAACGAUCUCACAAUACGAAAACCAAAUUCCCAAUUGCGAUACUUUUCACCAAACUCUGAUUGCAUCGAUCAAUUCCGCUGGAGACGAGUUGGUUGGGCUUCUUUUGGGACUCAUUAAGGUUGACGAGAUGAAGCCACAGUGCCCAACUCAAUAG
Messenger RNA from Sclerotinia sclerotiorum 1980 UF-70, 855 nucleotides. RefSeq lists its product as hypothetical. The transcript is spliced from 3 exons. Bases 1 to 855 code for a protein of 284 amino acids. Lineage: Eukaryota; Fungi; Ascomycota; Leotiomycetes; Helotiales; Sclerotiniaceae. The record is from RefSeq and is a predicted model, not a curated record.